AUGAAACUUAUAGUAUGUAACGAACUUCAAAGUAUAGAUACAACAAAGGUUUUAAACUCAGAUGCUUUGAAGAGUCUUAUAACAGACAAAGUUGGAGUUGUUGAAAGAAAAUAUAAAGACCAAAGAGUUUGUGAAAAUGUUGCAAAUUUCAUCAUGGUUUCAAACAAUGUUGUUCCGAUGAAGUUAGAAAGUUCUGACAGAAGAUAUGUAGUUAUCAGAACGUCAGAUUCUCAUAUGCAAGAUACAGAAUAUUUUGACGACUUAGCAGAAACUUUGACAUCUGACUUUUACAACCACUUGUUCUCAUAUUUUAUGACAUUAGAUAUUUCUAAGUUCAAUCCAAGACAAAUUCCACAUACCGAAGAAAGACAAACAUUGUUAGAAGCAAACAAGAGUGUAUAUGAACUGUUCAUAGAUGAGACUAACUUUGAGUGUUUAGAUGAAAGGUCAUUGUACGAUGAAUAUAAACAAUAUUGUCAAGAAUAUGGUUAUAUGGCAGCUUCUAAACGAACAUUCUUGGCAAAUGUCAAAAAUCUUUUAGAUGUUCAGAAUGGCGUAUAUACAAAGAAAAAUUUUUCUGAGUAA
Molecule: messenger RNA, 585 nt
Organism: Trichomonas vaginalis G3
Lineage: Eukaryota; Parabasalia; Trichomonadida; Trichomonadidae
Exons: 1
Coding region: 1-585 (194 amino acids)
Source: RefSeq, a predicted model, not a curated record